This is a messenger RNA of Temnothorax curvispinosus, 2275 nucleotides long. RefSeq names its product kynurenine/alpha-aminoadipate aminotransferase, mitochondrial-like. The record is from RefSeq and is a predicted model, not a curated record. Gene Ontology annotation, molecular function: L-kynurenine:2-oxoglutarate transaminase activity; pyridoxal phosphate binding. Gene Ontology annotation, biological process: biosynthetic process. Lineage: Eukaryota; Metazoa; Arthropoda; Insecta; Hymenoptera; Formicidae. The transcript has 8 exons. The coding region runs from base 375 to 1646 and encodes 423 amino acids.
AGCGCGUUGUCAGUGUUGACGAGGGUAACAGAAGCGUUCACUUUAGAAGGAUGUGUUCUUGACGAGUUUAUCUGCUUCUUACCUCUCGGAAAACAGUAUUAAUACAGAGGGAAGAAGAGAGCACAGACGUGCACACAGAGUGCACGUUUAGACCUUCCAAAUUGUGGUUAAUACCACUGUGGCAAUCAAGAACAAUCGAUUCAUUUAACAAUACAAUUAACACUGUGUCAACUGUGAUUGUGUAUCGAAAAGUAGUAUACUUGAACUCAGGCGCGAUCAAUAACCAAUCAAUUUUACUAAUAAACACGCCUAAUCAAUUCGGAGGUUGUAGAUUUAUAAGAGAUUUACGAACGAGUGCACCGUAGAACAGAGAAAUGGAUUAUUCUUACUUCAUGACGGACGUCGCCAAACGCAGGCGGCCUGCCACGACGCGGGAGCUAACUAAAAUAGCGUACUCCGCGCCGAAAAGUAUCAUUUCCUUAGCAGAAGGAAUGCCCAACGAAGAGACGUUCCCGUUCACGGAAAUUUCAGUUAAACUCUACGAUGGUUCGUCCUUUACUCUGGACGAUGGCGAGUUAGGUGCCGCUCUUCAGUACAUACCCACGCAAGGUUAUCCUCCUCUUGUGCAGGCCUUGAGGGAAUUCCAGAGAAGGGCACACGCGCCACCCUUAUGGGAGAGUCGCGACAUAGUCGUCGUUUCGGGGUCUCAGGACGGGCUUAGCAAGGCUCUGGAGGCUAUAAUCGGCACUGGUGAUCCGAUUUUGGUCCCCGACCCUUUCUAUCCUGGCGUCGAAGUUGUGAUAGCACCUCACAAAGCGGAGCUUAUAAUGAUCCCGCAAGACGACGACGGUCCUAUUCCGGAAAUACUCCGGGAGACUCUGAGAAACCGGGAGGUUUUCGGCGCAAAAAUGCCGAAAAUAAUGUAUAUAAACGCUACGGGCACGAACCCUACCGGCAUCAUUAUACCUCUGGAAAGACGAAAGGAGAUCUAUAGGAUAGCCUGCGAGUACAAUUUCUUGCUUCUCGACGACGAUCCUUAUCAUUUCAUGCAUUUCGACAAGGAGGAUCCUAAGUCUUUUUUAUCGCUUGAUACGGAAGGUCGAGUAAUUAGGUUGGAUUCAUUCUCGAAAGUGAUCAGCAGUGGUAUCAGAUUAGGCUUUAUGACCGCCGCGGCUCCGCUGAUAGCCUGCGUAGAGCUCCAUUUGCAGAGCAGCCACCUCCAUGCUCCUACCUUAUCGCAGGUAAUAAUGUACAAGUUGUUGAAGAUCUGGGGUUACGAAGGCCUGAUGCAACAUUAUACAAGAAUAAGGUGCUUCUACAAGCAAAGAAGGGAUGUUAUCUCGGCGUUGGCACGCAAGCAUUUAAAUGGUUUGGCGGACUUUAGCGUACCAAGGGGUGGAUUCUUCUUAUGGAUUAAAGUGCGAGGAAUCGAGAAUACAUGGAAGAUGAUAAUGCAGCGGGGUGUAACGGAAGGAGUUAUUAUGGCGCCAGGAGGCGCAUUCAUGAGAGACUCUAAAUCCUGCAACGCCAUCAGGGCAAGUUUCGCCAAGGCUUCCUAUCAGGAAAUGGAUCUGGCACUAGAGCGAUUGGCGCAAUUAAUCCAGGCGGAGUUAGCCGAAAAUUACAUUGAAAAUAUUGACACGUGAUAAUAUAUUUUGUAUAUAAUAUAUUAUCAACAAAUAAUAUAUUUGUACAUGACUACACGGUUGAUAUUGAAGUUAACGAGCAUCAGUUGGUAAUAAAAUAGAGUGAUAGGACUGGAAAGAUAUUAUCAAUUAUAAGUAAAUUGUUGAAUGUUAAACGGUAAAAAGAAAUGUAUCAAACAUUGAUAAAGAAUUGGGCAAGUUAUGUUAGAUCGAGAUGAAUUUUAUACAUCUUCGUCAUUUUUAGAACGUAGUCUCGAGUUUCGUUAACAGAGGACAUUGCAUAACUAAAACAGCUACUUUGCGCAUUAAGUUUUUAUUUAUUUAAUAUUAUAACAAUUAAUAUUUUAAAAAUUUAUUAUUUUAUUAUACAAGCUUUCGUACAAGAAAUAUAUGGUAUUUCUUACAUGUUGUUUAUAACAACACAUUUAGUUUCAGCGUGGGAUAACAGUAGCUCGAUUAAUCUCAUAAAAUCUUGACAAAUGCGCAUAUUAUUAAGCAUAUCAAAAAUUAAAUUAAAUUAAUACAUUAAAUCCAUUUAAAUCUCAGGCAUAUGUUGCAUCGCUACAUUCACGGUAGAUUAUAUUUUUAUCUUUCUAUUUAAAUUUUUGUAGAAAAACGAAACUAAUUAA